UCAUGCAGGAGUGUCUGCCAGCAUGAUGAAGAAAAGAACUUCCCACAAAAAGCAUAGAAACAAUGUGGGACCAAGCAAACCUAUUUCUCAGCCACGAAGAAAUAUUGUAGGCUGCAGAAUACAGCACGGAUGGAAAGAAGGGAGUGGACCUGUAACACAAUGGAAGGGCACAGUUCUUGAUCAAGUUCCUGUAAAUCCCUCUCUCUAUCUUAUAAAGUAUGAUGGAUUUGACUGUGUGUAUGGACUAGAACUGCACAAAGAUGAAAGAGUUUCAGCACUUGAAGUUCUUCCAGACAGAGUUGCUUCAUCUCGAAUUAGUGAUGCCCACCUGGCAGACACAAUGAUUGGUAAAGCUGUGGAACAUAUGUUUGAGACAGAGGAUGGCUCAAAAGAUGAAUGGAGGGGGAUGGUUUUGGCUCGAGCUCCUAUUAUGAACACAUGGUUUUAUAUUACCUACGAGAAAGAUCCUGUCUUGUACAUGUACCAACUCUUAGAUGAUUAUAAAGAAGGUGACCUUCGCAUUAUGCCUGAUUCGAAUGAUUCACCUCCUGCAGAACGGGAACCAGGUGAAGUUGUGGACAGCCUGGUAGGCAAACAAGUGGAAUAUGCCAAAGAAGAUGGCUCAAAAAGGACUGGCAUGGUCAUUCAUCAAGUUGAAGCCAAACCAUCUGUCUAUUUCAUCAAGUUUGAUGAUGAUUUCCAUAUUUAUGUCUACGAUUUGGUGAAGACAUCCUAGACGUCAUUGUGAACUUUUGCCAAAUUUGUGGAACUAUUAAAUGUAAAAUUUGUAGAAACAAAGACUUGACUGCUUUCCAGUUUAAUGAAAGCUUAAAUGUCCCUGCGAACCCACAAUCUCUGCCAGCAAAACUAUUUUGUUCUGAAUAAUAUAAACAAACAUGACACGUUUUGUGUAAGAGAACUCCUUUUCUUGAAGGAAGUCAAUAUAUUUGGGCAGGAGGGAGUUAAAAGCAAAGAACAGCUGCAAAUUCAAGCUGUGUAAAGUUGAUCUAGUAUUGUAAGCAUUAAUCUAAAUUUUUUCAUAGAUUUUAACUUUUUCUUCAAUCUUGCACUCACUUGUUCAACUGCCACAUGCAAGUGUAGUUUGAUAUUUUGAUAUGCCUUCUUUUGUAACAUUAAAUUUAAUUUCUUGGCUACUGGCAGUCCUUGUUUUCAGGGUUGGGACAGAGGUGACUUUUUGAAAGGUUUAAACAGUUUGUGCAGCAUUGAGGAAUGCCCAACCCAAGUAACAUCAGUCUGCUGUGUUUCUACAUGUUAUUUCAAGUGUAGCUUUUUAAGAACUUGCAGUACAUGGAAAUACUUGUGCAUUUUUACUAGUCACAGGGCAGUAGGAUAUCAAGUGUUUGACUUACGCACCUUUCAGUGAAAAGGCUUUAAACUAUAAAAAUAUGUUUAAUCUGUAUAACCAAUUAAUCAGAAAACGCAGGUCAAUGGCCCAUAUUUACAAGUUGUAGGAACCAGUAAAAUACAUGCAACAGGGCUGCCUUCAAUCCUAGAUGUUGUACUUCUUUCUUUGUUUCUUAUACACACUUCUUAGCAAAACCCAAGUGCUUGGUGCCACAACUUCAACAGUAUAUAUGCUACUUCAGAAGACUUCAGACUACGCAUUGGCAAUCAGUAGUCUCUCAUUUAAUAUCAGAACCUAGCAACCUGAAUGUUUGUGUGUGGACUUAGAAGCCUAACAGUAGUUAAUAUUUUACAUAGUAGAUACAAUCUCAUGCCAGAAGGGUGGGAGGGGGUGUCCUUUACACUGAAGACUUACUUUAGAGAAGGAGAAGCAUUUGUUGCCUUCUGCUCAGUCUGUUGCAUUUCUUUGUUUGGUUUGUGUUGGUUUUAACCAUUUUGGUUCAAGAAGGCAUCUUCCCAAUUUAUUGUUUUUCUGGCUUUUCCACAUAAGGAGUGUCUGGACAAAUCUACAGCUUAAACCUGUUGUUGCCUUUUGUGGUGUACAUUGUACUUGCUUUGAGGUAUGCUAUUAAUGUGAAUUUCACUCUAUGAACACUCGAGUUCUGCAUGCCAGUGGUGUACUAUCUAAUGGAAGCUAUAGGCAGUCUCAGUGGUUCAGUCAUCUGCAUUAGAUUGUGGAUGUAAAUAGCAGCCCACAACAGCAAAAUCCUUUCAUGGUUUUAAUCUUGCAAGAUAGUUGUAAAUGAAGAUUAGGGCAGCUUUUAAAAGUAUCAGAAUUGCAACAAUGAUCAGCACAGCAACGGAAUUGUCAUGUUACAUUAAGGCAGAGCUCUGCAAGUUUCAAAGAACUGCUUCACUGAAGUACAGUAUGCGAAGACAGUCAACACUGUUGAUGGAAGGAGCAAAUGCUCUGAUGUCCAACCUUAUGCCAUUAGUGGAAGGAUGCAGGAGAGGUGCUGUUAAUCAGAGAUCAGAGGUUCGGAUGACCUCUGUCGUGGAUAUUCUUGAUAUUGAAGACUCAGUGGUUUAAGCCCCUUUCUGUUCAUUUUUUUGCCUGAUUUCAUAUUUUAGCCUUAAGGCUUGUGCCUCAUUAUACUGUUGAAUGGUAAUAAAUACUCUCCAUAUAAA
Messenger RNA from Antrostomus carolinensis (chuck-will's-widow), 2553 nucleotides. It is a transcript of the gene SPIN1, whose product is annotated as spindlin 1. The record is from RefSeq and is a predicted model, not a curated record. Bases 23 to 736 code for a protein of 237 amino acids. Gene Ontology annotation, biological process: gamete generation. Lineage: Eukaryota; Metazoa; Chordata; Aves; Caprimulgiformes; Caprimulgidae. The transcript has 4 exons.